UCAAAUUAUUUAAUAUAGAAAUAUAGAAUAGAAGAAAAAAUCACAUUACCUUUUCAUAUACGCAUAUAAUUUCUCAAAUUCUUUGUGUUUUUAUUGUUAUAAUCACAGUCAUGAACAAAUUUCUAUUAUUUUUCUUCUGUUUUCUUCUAAUUAUACCAUCUCGUGUUCAUGGUGAAUGCACGUGUGAUUCUGAAGAUCUAUCCGACAUAGAUAAAUCUGCAGCUCUAAAGUAUAAACUUGUAGCUAUAGCUUCAAUUCUUGUUGCCGGUGCAAUUGGUGUUUGUCUGCCGAUGCUCGGUAGAAUCAUCUCGGCUUUACGACCGGAAAAUGAUAUUUUCUUUAUAAUCAAGUCAUUCGCGGCUGGUGUAAUUUUAGCAACCGGGUUUGUUCAUAUACUUCCCGAUGCUUUUGAUAAUUUAUCGUUUGCUUGUCUCAACGAAAAACCCUGGGGAAAGUUUCCGUUUUCGGGGUUUAUAGCAAUGGUGUCGGCCAUUGGAACUUUGAUGGUUGAUACUUGCGCUACCUCGUAUUUUGGCAAAUCUAGUAUUAGCAAAGGAUCUGUAGCUGCUGUUACUACUCAUGAAGAUGAAGAGGAUGCUCAUGUUCAUACUCAUGCAACUCAUGGACAUUCUCAUGGUGCAGUUUUGGGAGAUAAUUUUGGUGCAUCUGAGCUCCUUAGACAUCGAGUUAUUUCUCAGGUUUUGGAGUUGGGGAUCGUGGUGCACUCAGUAAUAAUAGGAAUUUCAUUAGGAGCAUCUGAGAGUCCAAAAACAAUAAGGCCGUUGCUUGCUGCAUUGACUUUUCAUCAGUUCUUUGAGGGUAUGGGACUUGGUGGCUGCAUUUUUCAGGAGUUUUUAAUUCAGCAGCAGCUGGGAUUUUAGUGUACAUGGCUUUGGUAGAUCUUCUUGCUGCUGAUUUCAUGAACCCUAAAGUUCAAGCCAGUUCUAAACUUCAACUUGGUGUUAAUAUUUCUCUUCUUCUUGGAGCUGGCUGCAUGUCUCUCUUGGCCAAAUGGGCUUAGUUUUUUUAUUUAUUUAUUUUCUGAUUCAUGUUUAUCAGAUUAUAAAUAAGUUAGUUUGAUUUUUUUCCUUCUUUUGUGUGAAUAUUUUGAACUGAUGUAAACAAGAAAAAUAAACUGCAUGAAUUUUCAAUGAUGGAAUAGAAGAAUCUCUUUUUGGGAUA
Molecule: messenger RNA, 1182 nt
Organism: Mercurialis annua (annual mercury)
Lineage: Eukaryota; Viridiplantae; Streptophyta; Magnoliopsida; Malpighiales; Euphorbiaceae
Product: zinc transporter 1-like
Exons: 3
Coding region: 111-881 (256 amino acids)
Biological process (GO): zinc ion transmembrane transport
Cellular component (GO): plasma membrane
Molecular function (GO): zinc ion transmembrane transporter activity
Source: RefSeq, a predicted model, not a curated record